CAGCAGAGCCGAAUCGGGAGAUUGUUCACGAGUUGGAUGUGCGAUCACCGUCUUGUGCUGCCCCCAACUGAAGCUUUCAAGAAACUCACCUUGAAUCCAACCAACUCCAUUUUUCUGCUUUUCUCGUAAAAAUGGCAACUCUCGUGUCCAGUAUUGCGGCUUUUACAAGAUCCGUCAUAAAAACUCCAGAAUUGUCAGGAUAUGGAUUUCAGCAAGUACGGAAUAAGUGGGCUGAUUGGAGAAUGCUUCGUGACUACAACCGCAGAAUGUGCGUCAAAGAACAUGCCAAGGAACGUGUGAGACUCAUAUCGAUUAAAAGGAAUGACAUACUCCCAAUUGAACUCAAAGAGAUUGCAGGUGCAGAUAUCGAUGCACUGCCCAGAAAUUCCCAACCAUGUCGAGUGAAGACGCGCUGUAUGGUAACGUCACGACCCCGAGGAGUUGUUCACAGAUGGAGAGUUUCAAGAAUCGUCUUUCGCCACCUUGCUGAUUAUAACAAACUGGCAGGUGUCCAACGUGCUAUGUGGUGAAUAGAAUAGUGGCCUGAAAGCAAAUACUACCGAGUGAAAUGAGUCGUUCUUACAUAGAUCUAACAUUGCACUGUCGAUCGAUCGUAAAAAGACCGUCUAAUACAGAAGACUGUUGAUAUUGUAAAUAAAAUAUGAAAAUGAAAUCUCGA
This is a messenger RNA of Orussus abietinus, 679 nucleotides long. It is a transcript of the gene mRpS14, whose product is annotated as 28S ribosomal protein S14, mitochondrial. The transcript is spliced from 3 exons. The coding region runs from base 132 to 530 and encodes 132 amino acids. Gene Ontology annotation, molecular function: structural constituent of ribosome. The record is from RefSeq and is a predicted model, not a curated record. Gene Ontology annotation, biological process: translation. Gene Ontology annotation, cellular component: ribosome; mitochondrial small ribosomal subunit. Lineage: Eukaryota; Metazoa; Arthropoda; Insecta; Hymenoptera; Orussidae.